GUGGAAUUGGGUGUGAGGGGGAAAGGAAAUGUGCAAAAGAAAACUGCCAUUUUCUAAUAUUAUGAUUUGUGAAAAGAAAUUAUUAUAACGUGUAUAUGAUGAAUGGAUUCUUCAUCUGCAAAAACCGUCGGACAUGGUGUAAUUAGAGCGAAUGACGAUGAUACUGAUGUUGUAGACAAAUUAUUAAAUGAGACAGGAUGUUCUGAAUUGCAUUAUAAAGUACAGGAAUGCAUUGCUGAAACCAAAGAUUGGAGGAAAUGUCAGAAAGAAGUUACAGAAUUUAGAAACUGCAUAAAUAGACAUGAACAAAGAAAAGUUCAAGAUGGCAAAACAUAGAUCUGUAGUUUUAAAUAUCUUUAUAAAUGAUUAAAUAAAGUAUAUUGAUUAAAAAUUGC
Messenger RNA from Uloborus diversus, 395 nucleotides. Its product is annotated as cytochrome c oxidase assembly factor 4 homolog, mitochondrial-like. Gene Ontology annotation, cellular component: mitochondrial intermembrane space. Gene Ontology annotation, biological process: mitochondrial respiratory chain complex IV assembly. The record is from RefSeq and is a predicted model, not a curated record. The transcript is spliced from 2 exons. NCBI's taxonomy places the organism in Eukaryota, Metazoa, Arthropoda, Arachnida, Araneae, Uloboridae. The coding region runs from base 103 to 336 and encodes 77 amino acids.